AUGAAUUUAAUAACAGGUGGAGAUGAUGAUGAUGAUGAUGACACGAGCCAUCAAUUAAAAAAUUGUACCUGCAGUUGCGGUCAAGCAAAUCAAGAAAUUCGUAUUGUCGGUGGAAGACCGACAGGAGUUAACAGAUACCCAUGGCUGGCACGUUUAGUCUACGAUGGACAAUUUCAUUGCGGGGCCUCAUUGAUAAGUGAAAAUUUCGUAUUGACUGCUGCUCAUUGCGUGAGAAGGCUUAAAAGAUCUAAAAUCAGGAUUAUUCUGGGAGAUCACGAUCAAUUUAUAACAACCGACUCUCCUGCCAUCAUGAGAGCAGUAUCGACCAUCAUAAGACACAGAAAUUUCGACAUUAAUUCCUAUAAUCACGACAUAGCAUUGUUAAAACUACGUAAACCUGUGAGUUUUUCCAAACACGUACGACCCGUUUGCCUUCCCACAGAUAAUUUUGGAAAUCUUGCUGGUAAAAAUGGAACUGUGGUGGGAUGGGGAAGAACAUCGGAAGGAGGAAUGCUUCCGGGAGUUUUGCAAGAAGUACAAGUUCCUAUUUUAAGUUUGUCACAGUGUAGAACAAUGAAAUACAAAGCUUCUAGAAUCACCGUUAACAUGAUGUGUGCCGGAAAAGGUUUCGAAGAUUCCUGUCAGGGCGACAGUGGUGGUCCAUUGUUAUUGAACACUGGUGGUGAUAAACACACGAUUGUGGGUAUAGUGUCGUGGGGUGUCGGUUGUGGCAGACCUGGAUAUCCCGGAGUUUACACGAGAGUCACGAGAUACCUCGAAUGGCUACAUAGAAACAUGCAAAAUACAUGUGUGUGCAGUGAAUGA
Messenger RNA from Pediculus humanus corporis (human body louse), 825 nucleotides. Its product is annotated as tripsin, putative. The transcript has 6 exons. The record is from RefSeq and is a predicted model, not a curated record. Gene Ontology annotation, molecular function: serine-type endopeptidase activity. NCBI's taxonomy places the organism in Eukaryota, Metazoa, Arthropoda, Insecta, Psocodea, Pediculidae. Gene Ontology annotation, biological process: proteolysis. The coding region runs from base 1 to 825 and encodes 274 amino acids.